AUGACUUCUUCUUCCUCUGCUUCCCCAAGCAAGCUCACAGCUCCUUAUGGCUCCUGGAAAUCUCCCAUCUCCGCCGACCUCGUCUCAGGCGCCUCCAAGCUACUCGCCGGCACCGCCGUCGACGCCCUCGGCCGCCUCAUCUUCCUUGAAUCACGCCCCUCCCAAUCAGGACGAAUGGUUCUGGUUCGAGCAUCUCCGGAAAAUCAAGACCCGGUUGAUAUUACGCCGGAGGAUUGUUCUGUUCGGACAGUGGCUAUGGGCUCCGAAAGUGGCGGUGCUUUCACUGUCUUAGGGGAUACUGUUAUUUUCUCCAACUACCAAGAUCAACGUCUUUACAAGAAGUCUAUGACUUCCGCUGAUUCUUGUCCUGUGCCGGUUACUCCAGAUUAUGGUGGACCCGUUGUGUGUUACGCAGAUGGUGUGUUUGAUCAAAGGUUUAACCGUUAUGUCACUGUAAGGGAAGAUUUUCGCGAAAGCAGUCUUAAUUCGACUACAACUAUUGUAGCAGUAGGGCUUGACGGCUACAUUAGGGAACCGGAAGUGCUAGUAGCUGGAAAUGACUUCUAUGCCUUCCCGCGAAUGGAUCCCAAAGGUAAAAGAAUGGCUUGGAUUGAAUGGUCUCAUCCUAACAUGCCCUGGGAUGAAGCUCAACUUUGGGUUGGGUAUAUAGCAGAUAAUGGAGAGGUCCACAAACGUGUCUGUGUUGCUGGCGAUGAUCCUCGGAUUAUGGAGUCUCCUACUGAACCCAAGUGGUCAUCUAAAGGGGAGCUGUUUUUUAUUACUGACAGACACAAUGGGUUCUGGAAUCUCUAUAGAUGGGCUGAGUCUAAUAAUGAGGUGAUAUCAGCUUAUUCGUUGGAUGCUGAGUUCUCCAGACCAUUAUGGAAUUUCGGAAUGAAUUCUUAUGAGUUUAUUCAGAGCAAUGAAGGGAAAAACUUGAUUGCUUGUAGCUAUAGGAAGAGUGGAAGGUCAUAUCUUGGAAUUCUGGAUGACGUUGAGGGCUCUUUAUCUCUGCUUAGUAUUCCUUUCACUGAUAUAAACAAUAUUACUUUGGGGUUCAGUUGCCUAUAUGUUGAGGGAGCAUCAGAAGUUCAUCCCUUGUCUGUAGCUAAGGUGAUUUUAGAUGACCAUAAAUCAAAAGCAGUUGAUUUCAAGAUUCUUUGGUCUUCUUCACCUGAUUGUCUGAAAUAUGAAUCCUACUUCAGCUUACCCAAAUUUAUUGAAUUCCCAACAGAAGUCCCAGGGAAAACUGCCUUUGCAUUCUUUUACCCACCAUCAAAUUCUGAUUAUCAAGCUACUAUUGAUGAAAAGCCCCCACUAUUAUUGGGAAGCCAUGGAGGGCCCACAUUUGAAUCGCGUGGAAUCUUAAAUCUGAGUAUUCAGUAUUGGACUAGUCGGGGUUGGGCAUUUGUUGAUGUUAACUAUGGUGGAAGCACUGGUUAUGGCAGAGAGUAUCGCGAAAGGCUGUUGGGAAAAUGGGGAAUUGUUGAUGUAAAUGACUGUUGCAGCUGUGCUAGAUAUUUGGUGGAUUCAGGAAUGGUAGAUGGGGAGCGACUGUGUGCUACAGGGGAAUCUGCUGGUGGAUACACUACCUUAGCUGCUCUUGCUUUUAGAGACACCUUCAAGGCAGGAGCUUCCUUGUAUGGCAUAGCUGACUUAAGAAUGCUGAAGGCAGAAGAAACUCACAAAUUUGAAUCUCGUUAUAUUGAUAAUCUUGUCGGUACUGAAAAGGAGUACUUUGAUAGGUCGCCAAUUAACUUUGUUGACAAAUUUUCUUGUCCUAUAAUCCUAUUUCAAGGAUUGGAAGAUAUGUCUGUACCCCCAAAGCAAGCUAGAACAAUUUACCACGCUUUAAAGGAGAAGGGUUUGCCUGUUGCUCUUGUGGAGUAUGAAGGAGAAGGACAUGGUUUCCGCAAGGCUGAGAACAUUAAAUUCACCCUGGAACAACAAAUGGUUUUCUUUGCACGAUUAGUUGGACACUUCAAGGCUGCGGAUGAAAUUACUCCUAUCAAAAUCGAUAAUUUUGUUUGAGCAUCUAAUACAGGAGAUCCCUAUCUACAUAAGUCUUUUGUGUUAUUGUGUAAAUUAUAAUACAUGCACACAGACAGAGAUAUGUAAUAU
This is a messenger RNA of Fragaria vesca subsp. vesca, 2121 nucleotides long. RefSeq lists its product as uncharacterized. The transcript has 18 exons. Gene Ontology annotation, biological process: proteolysis. The record is from RefSeq and is a predicted model, not a curated record. Gene Ontology annotation, molecular function: serine-type peptidase activity. NCBI's taxonomy places the organism in Eukaryota, Viridiplantae, Streptophyta, Magnoliopsida, Rosales, Rosaceae. Bases 1 to 2031 code for a protein of 676 amino acids.